AUGGAUGCAUCCCAACCUCAAGAUGAGGUCGAGCUCUGUUUCAAACGCCGAAGAACCGACUCCGGCCAUGGAGGCCACCUCCAAGCCUCCAGAGCUUCGAGUACCCGUCUGGAAAGACAGGAUACCAUGAGCAGCUCGGGCAAGCGCGCAUGUUCACCCAUUCUACUAUCCGAUGACCACGAGCCGGAAGUUCUCGUUACGGAAGAAGGCAAGGUGAGGUCGACUGAGCCUCGUAUCAUAAUCCAUCUUGGGGGCGAGAGGCAGCAGGUCCCCCAGUCCAAAUUUCUCGCGCACAUCUGGAAAGAUGGCCUGAACUCCCCGUGCAUGGUCUGCCAGCGCGGCUUCAACAAGGAAGACAAUGAUCCCCCCAUCAGGACUUUUACCUUGGAGGAGUCCGAAGACCUCGUCGGAGACACAGCCGAUGUCACGCGGAUCCCGCUCGCUCCUCACCCAAUCCGGGUAAUGAAUCGACACAUGAACUGUAUCAAGGCAAGGAGGCUCACCUACAUCCCCGUAUCCCACGUGUGGCAUCAGCCCGUCUCUUCAGCGCAGAUGGGGAAAGCCACUGGUGCAAGAGCAACUCAAUUGGCGUACCAGGUGCCCAUACAAACACUCAUGGCCUUGACCAAGAAGUUCGGGCCCACUGAAGUUUGGCAUGAUUAUAUAAGUGUUCCACAAUGGCAAUAUGAAAUACAGCGACAGCUCUUACUGCAGAUUCCGACAAUCUUUGCGUUCCCUGCGCUCAUGAUCAUGCACCUCGAUGACAGUAACUCUUUUCACCUGAGACAGCUUGAGGAUCCUGACAGCUAUACAACCUUCGUUGAAGCUAUAUCGCAUGUUACUCAGUCUCGUUGGUUUGACCGGAUGUGGGUUGCUCUCGAGUACAUCCAAAGCCAGGAAGUUAGCAUUCUCUCCAAGUACUUUGAUAUAUCCGAUACCUCCGCUGCGGAUCUCUCAGCGCUGGCUGCCUCGAAUCUUGGAAAGUAUGCCAAAAGACUCGGCCAGGACCGAUUCAACCAGAUUGCCAAGUCCAAGGGUUUCCAGUGGCAAAAGCGAGUGUCUUGGGAUGACAUGGAAGUGUGGAAACGCAUAGACCCCAAGUAUCGAUCACUUGGGGCGGCUAUCUUCAUUAUUGGUCAAAAGCAGUGUCGGGAUCCCCAUGACUACUUUUUCGCCCUGCGUGGGCUGCUCGACCUCGGGCAGAACCAGACGGAGAUCAAGACCAUCCUGUCAGACGACAUUUUCCAGUCUUUCUUGGACCUGACCUGGGACGCGCUUACUGUUGGUGACUACUCACCACUUCUUUUCAUCCCUCCCGACGGUGAACAAGCGGAUCAACGUGUGCCAUGGCUCCGGGGCCAUUCAUCAAUGUCCGAAAGGCUUUGGGACCUCGGCACUUGCCAUCAGUUAGCCAGGAGCCGUAUCAUCAUUCAACAGGACAGCAUUCGGCCGAUGUUGGAGACGAUUGGCAUUGUAGUUGAUUUCGAAUACUAUGAUUUCGGGGGAAGCUCCGAGUCGGUCUUCCAGCGCGUGGCUUCCAGGAUGCUACAGAUGUAUGGGCCGUCAGCACAGCUAUUCUGUGAUGGCAUUGAUCGUGUCUUCCCCCAUAUGGCGCGCAAAGGCUUACCCAUUCCUCAAGGGGAGAUCUCAGAUGCAGAAGUCGGAUCUCCUGUGUCAUAUGAUCUCGAUCGGAUAGGCGAAAUGCUUGAGCGUUACAGUUUCUCGUCCAAGGGUGAAAGCCAUGGGGAACUUGCGAUAUUGUCGAAGAGACUGAUCGCCUUGUUAGGACUUGCACUUCCCGACAAGACCUCCCAUACAUCUAGAUUGCAAUCAGCAAGGGACGAUGCCGAGUUCUUUGGCAAGAAGAAAGAAGGGCUCGCAUCCGUUAGAUGUACGACCUGUGCCGGGUUGUUCUUGUAUCGGGUCACAGCCUGGGAAGAGCUGGUGCCCCAAGAAGCGCGGCUCUAUCGCAUACCAGGUCUUUUAUAUGAUGAUACUCUGCCCGAUGGAGUGGGAAUUGCAGUCGCCAACGGCAAAAUUGUUGGUCGAAUGGCAUAUGCUACACCUGCUUGUGAAUGCCACCCAGAAGAGGCAGUCGAGCUUGGACACCGCCCAUGA
Neoarthrinium moseri is the source of this 2118-nucleotide messenger RNA. RefSeq lists its product as uncharacterized. Lineage: Eukaryota; Fungi; Ascomycota; Sordariomycetes; Amphisphaeriales; Apiosporaceae. The record is from RefSeq and is a predicted model, not a curated record. The coding region runs from base 1 to 2118 and encodes 705 amino acids. The transcript has a single exon.